AUGGCCAGCCUACGAAAAUCACACCCCCUUUUAAAAAUCGCAAAUGAUGCAUUAGUCGAUUUACCAGCCCCCUCUAAUAUCUCUGUCUGAUGAAACUUUGGGUCCCUCUUAGGACUAUGUUUAAUCACCCAGAUUUUAACCGGCCUAUUCUUAGCCAUACACUACACCUCAGACAUCGCAACUGCCUUCACUUCCGUGGCCCACAUCUGCCGGGACGUAAACUACGGUUGAUUAAUCCGAAACAUCCACGCUAACGGCGCAUCAUUCUUCUUUAUCUGCAUUUACCUCCACAUCGGCCGAGGUCUAUACUACGGCUCUUUUCUGUAUAAAGAAACAUGAAAUGUUGGCGUCAUCCUGCUGCUUCUCGUAAUGAUGACCGCCUUUGUUGGUUACGUCCUUCCCUGAGGACAAAUAUCAUUCUGGGGUGCCACUGUCAUCACCAACCUACUCUCAGCCGUACCUUAUGUCGGUAACACCCUAGUACAAUGGAUCUGAGGCGGAUUUUCUGUAGAUAAUGCCACACUCACCCGGUUCUUUGCAUUCCACUUCCUAUUCCCAUUUGUCAUCGCAGCCGCAACCGUAAUCCACCUUAUUUUCCUACACGAAACUGGCUCCAACAACCCCACUGGAUUGAAUUCAGACUCAGACAAAGUCCCCUUCCACCCAUACUUCUCAUAUAAAGACCUCCUGGGAUUUGCAGCCCUCCUCAUUGCCCUAGCUGCCCUCGCUUUAUUCUCCCCAAACCUUCUGGGCGACCCAGAUAAUUUCACCCCCGCAAACCCACUUGUUACACCGCCCCAUAUCAAGCCCGAGUGAUAUUUCCUCUUUGCAUACGCCAUUCUCCGAUCUAUUCCAAAUAAACUUGGCGGAGUACUCGCCCUGUUGUUCUCUAUUUUAAUCCUCAUGCUUGUCCCCAUCCUCCACACAUCAAAACAACGAAGUCUAAUAUUCCGACCCUUUUCGCAAUUCCUAUUUUGAUCCCUCGUAGCAGACGUAAUAAUUCUCACAUGAAUCGGGGGAAUGCCCGUAGAACACCCUUUUGUUAUUAUUGGACAAGUUGCUUCAUUCCUCUACUUCUUCCUUUUCUUAGUCAUAAUUCCAGUAACAGGCUGACUAGAAAAUAAGAUUCUCGGAUGACAGU
Messenger RNA from Paralichthys olivaceus (Japanese flounder), 1141 nucleotides. Lineage: Eukaryota; Metazoa; Chordata; Actinopteri; Pleuronectiformes; Paralichthyidae. The record is from the annotation of a RefSeq genome assembly.